This is a messenger RNA of Tigriopus californicus, 831 nucleotides long. RefSeq names its product methyltransferase N6AMT1-like (gene HemK2). The transcript has a single exon. Bases 152 to 799 code for a protein of 215 amino acids. Lineage: Eukaryota; Metazoa; Arthropoda; Copepoda; Harpacticoida; Harpacticidae. Gene Ontology annotation, molecular function: protein methyltransferase activity; S-adenosylmethionine-dependent methyltransferase activity; nucleic acid binding. Gene Ontology annotation, cellular component: eRF1 methyltransferase complex. The record is from RefSeq and is a predicted model, not a curated record. Gene Ontology annotation, biological process: methylation.
AGAUGUUUCUCCGAAUCCAAACUGUGGACGAUGUGCCGGCUCAAGAUGUGUUGAAAAAAGGUUUGCAAGAUCUCAAGAUCAUUUGCGGCAUGACGCGUCAGACCUUUAAUCAAGAGAUGAAGAAGUUUGAAGCCAAAUCUCAACGAUAACCAUGAUCCGCACACCUAAUCUCUCCCAUUUGACUCGGUCGGAUUACGACCAUGUGUAUGAACCCGCUGAAGACUCCUUUUUGUUGCUCGAUGCGUUGGAAUCCCAAUUAGAUGACCUACGAGAUGCUCGACCCGGAAUAUGUCUCGAAAUCGGGUCCGGCUCCGGAAUCAUAUCCACGGGUUUAGCCUCUGUUUUGCCUCAAUGUGCCUAUUUUUGUACCGAUAUCAAUCUACAAGCCUGCCUCAAAACCCGUAUAACAGGGUCCAAGAAUAAUGUGCACCUCGAGAUUUCUCGUCAAAAUGUGUGUCAAGCAUUCCUUCCCCGACUUCGGGGACAAGUGGACGUGCUCUUGUGCAAUCCCCCCUACGUAACCACAAGUGAAUGUGAAACUGGACAAGAUGACUUAGGCGCCUCUUGGGCCGGCGGGGCUCAAGGUUUGGGCUUGACUAACCGAGUCCUGGAGUUAUUACCCGACCUUUUGAGCGAGUUUGGCGUGUGUUUUAUGGUCUAUGAACAAUGCAACCGCCCCGAGGAGACAUUGGCAGCCCAGGUCUCUGAUCUGAAUUUGAAGGCGCAAUGCAUUUUGAAACGCCGUUGUGGCCGCGAGUUGCUGUAUGUCUACAAGUUCACGAAAUUGCAGGAGAAAUAAAACUUCAGAUGCUGGAUUCGCAUUGACAAAUA